AUGGAACUUCUCCUCUUUGUGGGGGUCCUUGCUGGUACAUUUUUCUCUGCUCACUCGGCGGUGCAGAAAGAAGACCCCGCCCCCUAUUUGGUGUACCUCAAGUCUCACUUCGGUCCCUGUGUGGGCGUCCUCAUCAAAAGUAGCUGGGUGCUAGCCCCAGCCCACUGCUACUUACCAAACCUGAAAGUGUUGCUGGGGAACUUGAAGACCAGAGUCAGAGAUGGGACGGAGCAGGUGAUCAACCCCAUCCAGAUAGUGCACUACUGGAACUACAAUCACAGCAACCCCCAGGACGACCUCAUGCUCAUCAAGUUGGCCAAGCCAGCCAUCCUCAACCAGAAGGUCCAGCCUCUCCCCCUCGCUACAAGCAAUGUGAAGCCAGGUACCAAGUGUCUGCUCUCAGGGCUGGACUGGAGCCACGACAACGGUGGCAGGCACCCCGACCUGCGGCAGAACAUGGAGGCCCCCGUGAUGUCCGACAAGGAGUGCCAGCAAACAGAGCAAGGGAAAAGCCACAGGAACUCCUUGUGCGUCAAGUUCGUCAAAGUGUUUGCCCGCGUUUUGGGGGAGGUGGCCGUCGCCACCGUCAUCUGCAACAACAAGCUGCAGGGCACCGAGGUCGGGCAUUUCAUGGGGGGCGACGUGGGAAUCUACACCAACAUCUACAAGUACGUGUCCUGGAUUGAGAGCGUCACCAAAGACAAGUGAGACUUCCACUGUUGUACCACUGCCCGCUCCUACACUCAAAAUAAAAUCUCCAAACAGAAGUCCAGCAGCCUGCAUCCUUGUCUGUGUCUCUGCCCACGUCAUACACACGCUGAAGAACCAGGGCUGAGCUAAGGUGACAUGAGCACUGGCUAUGCUCUGCUGUGUUGUAGUCAUGCUUAGGGCGUGUGUGACACGGCUGGUAGGCAGGUCUCAUCCCCUUUAUACAGAGGAGCACGGUGAGGCCGACAGAGACUACUUAUCACCACCCAGAGCUGGUGAGUACUGGAGCCUGGAGCAGAAC
Messenger RNA from Loxodonta africana (African savanna elephant), 1009 nucleotides. It is a transcript of the gene PRSS37, whose product is annotated as serine protease 37. The coding region runs from base 1 to 708 and encodes 235 amino acids. Lineage: Eukaryota; Metazoa; Chordata; Mammalia; Proboscidea; Elephantidae. The record is from RefSeq and is a predicted model, not a curated record. Gene Ontology annotation, biological process: positive regulation of acrosome reaction; proteolysis. Gene Ontology annotation, cellular component: acrosomal vesicle. The transcript has 5 exons. Gene Ontology annotation, molecular function: serine-type endopeptidase activity.